This is a messenger RNA of Acanthosepion pharaonis, 834 nucleotides long. The record is from the annotation of a GenBank genome assembly. Lineage: Eukaryota; Metazoa; Mollusca; Cephalopoda; Sepiida; Sepiidae.
AUGAACUCAUUUCAUUCACUGUUAUUUCUUGUCAUUACCGUCUUUGUCUCCGACAUUUCUACCCGGAGGAUCCUACUUAUCAUAUGCGUAUCUAUGGCAUGUUUCCCACGAGAUUCUCAUUUGCAUUUUCACUUCUCUCUUGCUCGUUCUCUUUUCUCUCCCCUCUCUUUGCCUAUCUUUCUCCUUCUCUCUUUCUCUCUCUCCUUUCUCCUGUUCUGUCCGUCUUUCUCUCUCUCCCUACCCUUCUUUUCUCACCUAUUAAAGUUUAUUUUGCUGACGCUCACUCUCUUUAAACCCUUUUGUAGAAACGACCAUCUCUUCUCUUUCAUCUCUCCACACAAAUCCUUACCCGUCAAAUCAUUUCUGUGUUGGAUCGCCUACAAUGAAUCGAGUAGAGAUUCUCUCUCUCGCCCUAUCUAUCUAUCUAUCUAUCUAUCUAUCUAUCUAUCUAUCUACAAUUUGGGAAAUUCGGAUAAAGGGUACUUAACCUUUUUUGAUAUCUAUCUAUCUAUCUAUCUAUCUAUCUAUCUAUCUAUCUAUGUGUUUGUCUGUCUGUCUGUCAGUCUAUCUCCCUAUCUAUCUGUCUGUUUGUUUGUCUAUCUAUCUAUCUGUUUGUCUGUAUGCCUAUCUAUCUAUCUAUCUAUCUAUCUAUCUAUCUAUCUGUCUGUCUGUCUGUCUAUCUAUCUGUUUGUCUGUCUGUCUAUCUCUCUAUCUCUCUCUCUGUCUCUAUCUAUCUAUCUAUCUAUCUAUCUAUCUAUCUAUCUAUCUAUCUAUCCGUUUUCGAGACCGGGUGGGGGUCGCAUCUCCGAGGUGUAUCUUUCCCAUUGCACUUAA